AAAUUACAAAUGUUUUGCCAAGGCAUAUUAAUGUGCUUUGUGUUUUGCAAGAUAUUGCUUGAUUGAAGAUGUAUUUUAUGUUACGAAAGUUUAACGGAGGAACGAGGGCACGUCACCAAAACCUAUAAAUAAAGCUUUAUUAGAAACGUCGCAAGAGAACAAACGAAAAUUUCGCGAUUAUGGACAACAGAAGCGAUGACUCCGUUCCAUCAGAUUAUUGGUGUGCAAUGGACAAUGACGUUCUCCAGAGUAUCUUGGAUGUACCAUUGCCUUCUCAAAACAAAUCUGAGCUGCGCAGCGGUAAACAGCAUGCAGGCUUCGACAAUAAUGUUGGCGAUACAUGGUUAUACCCAAGCAACUUGCCACAACGUGCCUACCAGUUAAGUAUAGUGAAAGCCUCUCUAUUCAACAACACGCUUGUUGUAUUGCCCACAGGUCUUGGGAAAACUUUCAUAGCAGCGGUUGUGAUGUACAAUAUAUACCGAUGGUACCCCACUAGUAAGUUAAUAUUUUUGGCUCCCACACGUCCUUUGGUGGCCCAGCAAAUCGAUGCUUGUCAACGUAUAAUGCCGUUUCCCGAUGAAGAUACCGUGGAGUUGACUGGUAGAUUACCACGCAACCGCCGCAAAGAACUGUGGGAGAAAAAACGCGUUUUCUUUGCAACUCCUCAAGUAGUACUGUCAGAUAUAUGUUGUCGGGAUGAAGCCAACACGAGUAAUGCGGAUUUAUAUUUUCCUUUUGAUCAAGUAAAACUAAUUGUAGUGGAUGAAGCGCAUCGCGCCAAGGGACGAUAUGCAUACACCGAAGUAGUCCAAGCUAUACAUCAGCGUAAUAAUUAUUUGCGAGUUCUAGCUCUUUCUGCAACCCCGGGGCGAACUAUGGAGGAUAUUGCUGAAGUAGUGUGCAAUCUGUUCAUUUCUCACAUUGAAGUCCGGUGCGACACAUCUGUCGAUGUGCUGCCUUAUGUUCAUAAACGGCAUAUGAAAACCAUUGUUGUUCAGCUUGGCGAAGAGUUAAAAGCAUUGCGAGAAGAAGUUUUGGAGAUAAUAGACCCAUACCUACGACGGCUUAUUGAUGCCAAAGUGUUAAGUGGGUCAUUGGCGAAAAUUUCGCGCAAUUUUCUACUAUUCGAGCAGAAGCGAUUUCUUGAUCAAAGCCGAAAUAGACAGCACCCACAGCAAAGGGCUAUUUCAACAAAUUUUUCCUUUUGUAUCAGUAUGUAUCACGCCCUAGAGUUGUUAGAAAGGCAUGGGAUGCGUGUAUUUGUGCAUCAUUUUGACGAAGAUGAGGAGGGCCGCAGUAAAUUUGUUGUAAAUAUGGAACCGAAAAUACGUUAUUUGUUAGAUAAAUUGCGCAAUCAGUUGGGGCCAAAUCCUUUCGAAUUCUCAACGCACCCUAUGACCAAUGGAAAAAUCGCCCCAAUGCCUGAUAACUUGGACUUCGGGCAUCCUAAAUUUGAAGAGGCCCGAACAUAUUUGCUCGCUCACUUUCAAGCUCAUCCAGAUUCACGUGCCAUAGUUUUCUGCGAAUAUCGGGAAUCUGUUAUGCUGAUAUAUCGUUUGUUACUACAACACGUUCCAUUGUUAAAACCGCGUUAUUUUGUAGGCCAAGGCGGCGCCACUGGUUCUCUGCGGCCGCUUACACAAAAGGAGCAGAUACAAAUAAUGCAAGAUUUUCGCAGCGGAAAAAAUAACAUUCUUGUGGCAACAUCUAUCGGAGAAGAAGGCAUUGAUGUUGGUGAAGUCGAACUGAUUGUAUGUUUUGACAUUAAUACUACGAAUCCCCAACGUUUUAUUCAACGCAUUGGGCGAACUGGACGACAAAAACAAGGAAAUGUUUUAUUAUUAGUAACCGAGGGACGGGAACAGCAAAUUCUAAAGGAUGUCUUAGAACAGAAAGAGCAGACAAAUGCAAAAAUUCUUCACUCAUCGGUAGUUACGAAGUCGUUGUACAAACACUCACCUCGCCUAGUGCCUACUGAUUUGGAUCCAAAAGUAAUUCACGUUUUUAUAAAGAGAAAUGAUUCUCUUGAUAAAAAUGAUACGUGCAGCAAGAACAAGAAAAUAAAUAAAAAAAGCAAAGAAAAAGAUUCUAAAGCGAGUCAAGAUCUUCGCACUUUUUUCAAAAAGAAACCAAUUUCAAAUUCGAAUGCAAUAUUCCCAGAUCCGUCUCAACGUGGUUUAGAGACACAAGAUAUCGAAAAAUGCUUAAACAAAAUAGAUGACUAUUUCAAAGCUUUCGAAUCUCCAAUAGCUACGAAUACCCAGUUAUAUUCGCUAGACCAAGUGCCACCUAAUCUUAAACAGUCUCAACGAAAACCAAUAUUAGAAUCGCAACGUUUUCGCCAUCUUCGAAAGCUACUGCAAAAAACUUCUCCUUUAAUACGCUCGAAGGAGCUUCUGACCGACCCUGUGGAUCAAAUAAAAUCAACGAAAGUAUCUGAUGAUGGAAAACGGUUCAUUUUACGGCAAAAACCAUCUAUCGUCAGUGAUGUUUUGGAAAAAAUUAAGUUACUAGAAUCAUUGCCUUUGGAACCGGAUGAAAUGUCCGCGGAGGAAAAAGAUGUAAGACAUUUGUACAGUAUAAUUGAAAAACUUCUAGGUGGUACCCGACUAGCCGUAGAAAUAUUCAUUGACGAUGCUGAUAUUGAAUACAUGGUUAGAAACCGCAUUUAUAAACCCUUCCUUGACGUAAGGCAAAGUGAAUAUAAAGAUGCUUGCGAUGCGAUAUUUGAGGGGUUAGAAGAACAGGGAGAGUUAUGUGAUAAUUUCGAUUAUAUUCAAAAAGAAUUAAAAAAAACAGACUUUUACAAAGAGUCAUAUCCCGAACCGGAAGAAAAUUAUCAUUCGCCAAUUCGGUUUUACCCAACGAAGAACGCCGUAGAAUCAAUGAUAUAUGAGACAGUUGACGAAGAUGUUCGAAUUAGCAAUGUGACAAAUAACAGCGAGGCUACAGAUUCUAUUUUACAUUGGGAUGAUUUCGCGAUGAAUGCCCCAUCGGCUAAAAAAUCAACUCCAGUGCAGGGCCCCCUUGUAAAGGCAUUUCAACGACAAAUUAGAAAAUUUGGGAAAAAAAAUUCUUUGAAUAAUACUUUCAAUGAAUCAAAUAAAGUUGCCAAAGAUGACUUUGAUGUAAUAUUUGUAUCAGAAACAGAAGCCGUAACUAAUACCACACCUGCAACAUCUGAUAAAAUACAUGAAAAGCAAGACUUUCCCUCUAAAAAAAUUUUUGAAAAUCUGGAACCGAAUUCGAUCGGUCGUUCUAAUAAAUUUGAAACUAUCACUGUGGAUGCGCCCAACACCGAAAGAAAUUUUCCAGCAAAAAGUUCAUACCUUAGCGAUUUAGAUGUGGAUAUGGAAGAGUUCCUAGAACCUUUCCCUGAAGAAACUCGAUCUGAGAGCUCAAGAAAGGAUUCAGGUCGGUUAGCGAGCCCUAUUUGUUCCACUCUUAAAGAAGAUGAAAUUACUUCCAAUUUAUCAAUUCCCUCGCAGCAAGCGAAAGAAUUAUCAAACACAAUAAACGUUGUGAAUCCUUACUUACCCACCAGAUUUAUGGCAGCUUCAGUACAGCUGUCUUCUCAAAUCGAAAUAUACAACUACCAACCUCAAAAGCAUGACGAAGAAAAACUGCAAAAUGGGGGACUGAGUAGCAAUUUGCCGGAAUAUAUGGAUAAAGGUACGUCUUAUGCAAAGAAUCAGUACCUCAAAGUAUCGGUGGAUUUCAAGGAUGAUAAAAAUUCAAGCCCCGCUUCACCACUCAGCUCGAGUCAAAAAGAAAAUGAAGAUAAUUCAAAUCUUUUAGACAUCCCAACUACACCAAAAGAAAAAUCUAAUUCAAACGAAUUGAAUCCGAAAAGUCCCGUGACGCCACAUUUGAAGUUUCCAACUCGAUUAGAGCAUUGUGAAAGGUCUCCAAAUUUAUAUGAACUGUACUUACAAAAUGUACGAAAGCGUAAAAAAUUGCCGGAGCAUGUAAAACAAAGCGUAUCUUUCGCAGAAAAUCAGCUUAAAUUAUUGUCCGAUAUGAAUUCGGUUUCAACAGCCAAUGUUUGCGACAAAGAUAAAUCAUUCAUUAAUUCACCUAAAACAUCGAAGCUAGUUUUGUCUAGUGAUUCGAGCGAUUUAGACAUGAGGGCCGAAGAAGGAACCGAAACUGAGUGCGAGGAAUUUGUGGAAACCCAAAUUCGCACAAACAAGAUCAACGAUCCUAAUUCAUUUACUGAUUCCAAUGUCGAAAAUUCAAAGGCAGAAGGCGGUUCUGAAACAAACUGCGAAGAAGUGGCUGAAACUCAAAAGCGUCGGCGUCGACCAAAACUAAAAAGUCGAUUGCACGAGUUCAUUGAUGCUGAGGCUAUAUUUAGCAGCGAUGAUGGGAGUGAAGAAGAAUUAAAUGAAAUACCAUGCAACCAGUAUGUAAAAGAUUCUAUGAUUGUAUCCAGUGACGAAGUGGAGACUUUCGACGAAAAUGCACCCACUACAACACAGAUGCAUGCGUACUAUCUUCAAUCGGUCAGAAGUCCAAAACAUUUACGGCGUAACUUCAAGAUUCCCUCUUUUCGUGAAUUUAAUGAUCAGGUUUAUUCACAACCUGCUCCUGCAGAGCCAUCUCAGUACGUUUGCGAUUCCUUCGUAGUAAGUGAAGAAGAUGAUGAAGAACCUAAGGAUGCACAAGACCAAACUAUAUGCCCUCUGGAACGCGCUGAACGCAUUUUAAAAGAACGACGGCGUGCACGUGGAAAUUUCAAAGUAGUUGCUAAGAUUCAGAAGCGAAGGCGUAUUCGUCAACUUAUGGAUAGUUCUGAUGAGGACGACUGAACCUUGGAAUUACAUUUACUUGAUGUUUUAUGUUACGGUAUGAAGCAAUAAAUAUAAAGAUAACCACAGUCGAAUAUAUAUUUACAAAUGUAUAUAUUUGCACUUUGGUAUUAUAUUUAUUUACGUUACUACAAAAAUACAAAAUUCUUAUAAGCUUA
This is a messenger RNA of Rhagoletis pomonella (apple maggot), 4972 nucleotides long. RefSeq lists its product as uncharacterized. Gene Ontology annotation, biological process: double-strand break repair via synthesis-dependent strand annealing; replication fork reversal; interstrand cross-link repair. Lineage: Eukaryota; Metazoa; Arthropoda; Insecta; Diptera; Tephritidae. The record is from RefSeq and is a predicted model, not a curated record. Gene Ontology annotation, molecular function: 3'-5' DNA helicase activity; four-way junction DNA binding; ATP binding.